GCUGCUGUAGAUUCAGCUGUUUCCAAAAUCCUAAGUAUUUGAGCACGAACAAUAGUUCUCCCUGGACUCGAGCCGGCGCUCCUCGGUUCCAUUCUUACUGAUAGACCUUCAAACAGCAACCUUUAAAAAGUUUCUCGGGGUGUAAGAAAAUAGCAGAUAAAGGUCGUUAUAACGCUUUUCAGUUGCAGCGCGUCCCACAAAGAAUCAGCGUUUCCUGCGAAUGUCCCAGCCGGUUUUAUCUGUCAUUUACAAGAACGACUUGCUCCCUCGAGCCGCGACUAACUUUCCCGCAGGGCCGUGCUUAACUUGGCGCAUUCCGUGGGCGCGAUCGCCUCUCAUCUCGGACCCGGAUCUUCGCAGGCGUCGGGGGCCCAACGUAACCACCCCGUCUCCAUUUAACGGUUCAAGCGUCCCGCCUUCCCAGGCCACACCCAGUGCGGCAGGCCCGUCCCGCUCGUACACCCUAUUGGCUCAACUCCACGCCUCUCAUCGCGCCGGGGGCGGGCCCAGGGAGAAGAGCCCUUUUCCGGGCGCGAACAGAUGACGACACAGUGGCGGGGUUGAGCGCCUUCGGUCGCUUGAGUCUCUGCGCUAGCUCACAGAGGACCGCUCGCUCUCAGAGGACGGCUCGCUCGGCGAUGCGGUCGCUAUGACCGUUUGUCAGUUUUUCCUUCAAGGCCGGUGCCGCUUUGGAGACCGAUGCUGGAACGAACACCCCGGCGCCAAGGGUUCUGGCGGGGCACGGCAGCAGCAGCAGCAGCAGCAGCCUGCAGGUAAUAACAGACGUGGUUGGAAUGCUAGCAGCCAGAGAUACUCCAAUGUUAUCCAGCCAUCCAGUUUUUCCCAGUCUGCGCCAUGGGGAGGCAGCAGAGAGCAAGAAGGGCCGGCUGCCCGUGCCUUUGACGCUGGAGCUGCCUCUGUCAGGAGCAGGGGCUUCGGAUUAUCUGAGAACUCCUUUGCUUCACUUAGCUCUCAUGGGCAGGAAGACGAAAAGAAACUUCUGGAAGGAAUUAUAAAAGAUAUGGUGGUUUGGAAGUCAUCUGGGCAGUGGAUGUUUUCUGUUUAUUCACCAGUCAAAAGGCAGUCUAAUAUUUCAGGUUUUACAGACAUAUCACCAGAGGAGUUGAGGCUUGAAUACCAUAACUUCUUAACCAGCAAUAACUUACAGAGUUAUCUAAAUUCUGUCCAACAGUUAAUUAAUCAGUGGAGGAACAGGGUAAAUGAGCUGAAAAAUAUAAAUGCCUCAACUCAGGCGGCUUUGCUCUCUGAUGUAAAGGAUGGAAUGAAUCAAGCAGCCCCUACGUUUGGAUUUGGCAGUGGGCAAACAACAACCUUUGGAUCACCAGGUUUUCCAGUGAAAAACAGCAGUAAUAAUGCUCAGGUCUUUAGCUUUAAACUAAACUCUGGAUUUGGCACUGCCCCUUCUGGAAGCCAGUCAGUGUUUGGGGGUCCUCCAACGUUUGGAGCAGUCCCCUCUGCCGGUUCUGCCAUCUCUACUUCCACUCCAACUUUCGGAUUUGGGAAACCUGAAGUCACAUCUGCUGCUUCAUUUUCAUUUAAAAGCCCUGCAGCUUCCAACUUUGGAUCGCCAGGAUUUUCAGGAUUUCCGUCUUCCUUGGCGGCAGGCCCAGCCGGAGCCCCAGCAGCCCCAGCCUGUGGCAGUGGCGGUUCUGUGGCUGGUUUUGGUCAUGUGAGCUCACAGUCACAGACUGCGUUCUCUAAGCCAUCUAAUGACAUCUUUGGAAAUGGCAGCAUCUCCACCCCUCUCCCAGUAUCAAAUGUCAUUGUCACAAAAGAUAACGUGUUAUUUACAGCCAAGGAUCAGCUAACAGCAGAAGAACUGGAACAAUUUCAAUCCAAGAAAUUUACUCUGGGAAAAAUUCCACUAAAGCCACCACCUCUGGAGUUUCUAAAUAUUUAAAAGGAUGCUUGCUUUUAAAUGCAAAAAAGAAUGUGUUUUGAAAUUAUUUUGAGCGGUUCAUAUGAAAAAGCAGACACACAUAUGCAUAUAUGUACAUAUGUAGACAUACACAUAAGGAAUAUAAGGUUUUGCAUUUUCACUUUUUUCUUAAAGCUAAUUAUUUAAGUAAAACAACAAAACUACUUAGCAAGAAGGGAAAUUUUUUGUACUGUAAUUAUGAAUACAGCUGAAAAAUUUGCACUGAAUAAAGUACUUUUCUCAUUGUA
Oryctolagus cuniculus (rabbit) is the source of this 2187-nucleotide messenger RNA. It is a transcript of the gene NUP42, whose product is annotated as nucleoporin 42. Gene Ontology annotation, molecular function: metal ion binding. The record is from RefSeq and is a predicted model, not a curated record. Lineage: Eukaryota; Metazoa; Chordata; Mammalia; Lagomorpha; Leporidae.